Drosophila simulans is the source of this 1244-nucleotide messenger RNA. RefSeq lists its product as uncharacterized. The record is from RefSeq and is a predicted model, not a curated record. The transcript is spliced from 8 exons. Lineage: Eukaryota; Metazoa; Arthropoda; Insecta; Diptera; Drosophilidae. Bases 81 to 500 code for a protein of 139 amino acids.
CACAAAUUCGGCAAGCACCUUACAAAAUUAAAAAAAAAAAAAUAAAAAUUUAGUGUAUUGGAUUAGCCGAUUUGAUUAAAAUGGCGCUUCGUCUUACGACCAUUGCUCUUCUACACCGUGCUCCUUUAUUAGUUGUGCCAAAGUUAAAAGCAGCACCACCAACACGCACUCUAUUGUUAAGAAAGAAUCUGGUACCGUUUUUAGAUGAUGAUCCUUGUGUGUUUUCAAAGAAAGCCAUCAUGCAUCAUUGGGGGGUCCUUCCGAUUAUUUUCAUAUCAGUCGUUGGAGGUAUACUUAAGGUUGGCGCCAUGAUCCGCCUGGCAUUGGUGAAGGACGAUGUGUUCUUUACCAAGGAUUCGGCAUACUAUAUGUACUUGGAGACGCGCAAAGGUCCCUGGUACAAGCAAAUGAGUCGUAAGUGGGGUGGUCGGGAUGAGUAUGAUAUGCCACCAGGAUUGUUAUUGGCCAACCAGGGCGAUGUUUCUGGUCCUUCAUUCUAGGAGGCGUUGAAAAUAAUGUUGACAAUGCCGACGAACAUAAAAGUGACGAAGGUCCGGAUUUUAAAAUCAUUGCAGGACAUGCAGUGAUCACAGGCGUAGCUUUGGGUUUGGCAACAAUGUUGUAGAAAGUCGUAGGACGGAGCAGACUAUCUCAGGAUGGAGCUGUUCCAUAUUUAUUGAAGGACUCAUGUUUCAGUUUUACUAUGAUCUGUAUUACACAGAUGAAAAGGACGACGGCAAGAAAAAGGACAAAUUCGCUUGGAUUGGAGGAGGUGGUGCUGGUCAGAUUAGCAUUGAAGCGAUGUAUUUUAUAGACUUGACUCUACGUCUUCCCUCUGUUCGCUUGGCCUUGAGGUUUCGAAUCCGCUGAGGACUUGCUACUAGACCGAUGUAGUGAGUUCUUAGACAAGCUAUCGAGGUAUCCGAACAGAGCCUUUGGAGUGCAGGAAGAAGGUCGAUCCUUGCGAAAAAACAUACCAUUUUUCCACGCAAUUUUAUAAGAGGCGCCCUCAAGUGACGAGUAGCUACUCCUUUCGUAUGGAAAGUAAAGAGAGGUCCUCGAUGUAAAAUUUUCUACAGCAAUGUAGAAUGCAAAUGGUGGAUGUAAAAUGUAGGCCUUUUUUCGCAACUGCCGGAUCUGAACAAAUUUUUACAUCUUUAGCGCCCUAAAUUCCCUUUGUUUAUAAAUUUGGCAUUGAUAUUUUUACAAUGAAGCAAAUACAAUAAGGUUUCUAUGAAAUUAUA